This is a messenger RNA of Paramecium tetraurelia, 2202 nucleotides long. RefSeq lists its product as uncharacterized. NCBI's taxonomy places the organism in Eukaryota, Ciliophora, Oligohymenophorea, Peniculida, Parameciidae. Gene Ontology annotation, molecular function: ATP binding; microtubule binding; microtubule motor activity. The transcript is spliced from 7 exons. The record is from RefSeq and is a predicted model, not a curated record. Gene Ontology annotation, biological process: microtubule-based movement.
AUGUCUGAUUUGGCUGACAAGAUUGUUGUAGUUAUCAGAAAGAGACCACUAGGAAAAAAGGAGCUUGCAAAAAAGGAUGAAGACAUUGUAGAUGUUCAAAGUGAUUAAAGUGUGAUUGUUAAAGAAGUGAAAUAAAAGGUAGAUCUUACAAAAUAUGUCGAAGAACAUAUGUUUAACUUCGAUUUGGCAUUUGAUUAGAACGCCUCCAAUUAAUAAGUUUAUUUGAAUGCAGUUCGACCAAUAAUAGAGGCAGCCUUUAAUAAGGCUCGUGUCACAUGUUUUGCUUAUGGACAAACAGGGAGUGGCAAAACACACACCAUGUUGGGGGAUGUGGAAAAAUAAAUACCUGGAAUGUACAUUUUAGCUGCAAAUGAUAUAUUUUAACUGCUACAAUAACCUGAAUUCCAACAUUUGAUGGUAGGAGUGUCAUUUUUUGAAAUCUAUUGUGGCAAAUUAUUCGAUCUUUUAAAUUAGAGAGGGUAAAUCUAAAUCAGAGAAGAUGCUAAAGGCAAUGUCAAUUUAAUCAAUCUAAUGGAAAAGAAGGUCAACUCAGUCUAAUCCCUUAUGUAAAUCAUAACAUAGGGUUAAACUGUCAGAGUGACAGCUUAAAAUGGAGCCAAUAAUGAAUCAUCUAGGUCUCAUGCCAUUUUGCAAAUCAACUUGAGAGCUGGUAAAAAUGUUUUCGGCAAACUGUCAUUUAUUGAUUUGGCAGGAAGUGAAAGAGGAGCAGAUGUUUAAGAUUCUAACAAACAAACUAGAAUAGAUGGUGCUGAAAUUAAUAAGUCUCUCUUAGCUUUGAAGGAAUGUAUAAGAGCAUUGGAUCUCAAUAAAAAUCACACUCCCUUUCGAGGAUCCAAACUGACAUUAGUGUUAAAAGAUAGUUUAACAGGAAAUUGCAAAACAGUAAUGAUUGGUAACAUCUCUCCAAGUUCUUCAAGCAGUGAGCAUACUUUAAAUACAUUGAGAUAUGCUGAUAGAGUAAAGGAGCUUAAGAAACCUUAAGAUAAAUAGUUUUAGGGAGACUACAUCUAAAGGGAAUUAAUGUUGGCUAGACAAAAUACAAAUGUUGUAAGGAAAGCCUAUAAGAAUCCAGAUGAUGAGGAUGAUGAAGAUAUCUCAUGUAAUUCCAUGAGUAAUUCAUUUUUUCCUUAAUAAUAAUAAUAACAGUAGUUUAUGUUUUAAUAAUAAUAAUAAUAACAAUAAUAAUAAUAGUAGUAAUAAUAACAAUAAUAAUAGUAUAUGAUAUAAUAAUAAUAUUAAUAGGCAAAUUCAUAUGUAUUUUAAUAACAAUAAUAAUAAUAAUUUAUCCCUUAAUAAUAGCCUUAGUUACAAUAACAAUAAAAUCAACCUAAAUUAUCUUAAUUACCUAAAACUUCUUCAUAAUAGAAUUAAAAUAAUAACAUUCUUAAUAGAUUUAAUUUAGGUUCAUUGCCUACUAUUAAUGGUGGAAGUUCUUCUAAUAUUAUGCCAAAUAAUACUAAAUAAUAUACUUAAUAAGCCUUUUUAUAAUAAUAAUCAUCAUGCAAUUCCAUUAUGACAGAAAUUCCCCAAUAACAACCCUAAUUAUUCCAGUAACAACCAUACUAAUAAAAUAAGACAAACUUAUUUCCAUAGUAAUAACUAUAAUUCAAUUAAAAUAACAACAAUCUUUUUUAAGAAAAUAAUUUUGAUUAAGGAUAUUAAUAAUAGCAAUCAAAUCAAUAAUCAAUAGAUAUUCGUCAAGAUUCAAUGGUUGAGGAAGAACUAUGCAUCAAUAAUCCAAACUAUUUUAGUGUCACCGGAAGAUACUCCUAAGAAUCCCAAUCCUCAAGACAGAGUUCUACAAGACCCUUGCAAGAGAUCAACAAUUAUGAAGGGACAAAAUACUUUAAUAAUAGAUCAUUCACAAAUAAUGAUUAUUAAUACUAGCAACACAUUUUAAAUGAGCACAAGCAGGCUAUUGACAAAAUCGUUGAAAUCACUAAAGAUGAAAUGAUCAAUUUAUAAUAAGUCUAAUCUCCAUAAGAUAUGUCACAAUAUGUCUCUAAAGUGAUGUUUUAGCUACAAAACAAGAUGGACUUGAUAGGCAACUUAUAUUAAAAGAUGAAAUAAUAUUAGAAAGAUUUUGAGACAAGGGGAAUGCCUUUCCAACCAAAUUCCCAUACUUUUAGUUUGUUUUAAUAAGAUGAUAAUUUAUUAAACAUAGACGAUAAUGUAGUUUGA